AUGUUGGUUGACAGUGGGGCAGGGUUGAAUCUGAUUUCCCCCAAGGUAAUCAGCAAAUUGCAAAUAUCAGAUGAAGAGCUCAAGGUUAUAGGCACGUUUCAAGGAAUCAACCCCGGAAGGAGUCGUCCUAAGGGAAAGAUCACACUGUUGGUGGUGUUUGGAAGAGAAUUGAACUACCAGACCGAGAAGAUUGUGUUCGACGUGGUCGAGCUUCCUUUGCCGUACAAUGGGAUCCUUGGUCAUCCAGCUCUGGCAAAAUUCAUGGUGGCAUACCACUAUGCCUAUAAUACUCUGAAGAUGCGAGGACCAAUGGGAGUCAUCUCCAUCCCAUCAGACAAGAAGGACACAAUCAUAUGCGUGGAUAAGAUGUACCGGGAUGCGGUCGCUGUCGAGGCCGCAGAAGUUGCAGUUCCUGCCAAGGAAGAAAGGAAAGAAAGCUAA
Aegilops tauschii subsp. strangulata is the source of this 441-nucleotide messenger RNA. RefSeq lists its product as uncharacterized. The record is from RefSeq and is a predicted model, not a curated record. NCBI's taxonomy places the organism in Eukaryota, Viridiplantae, Streptophyta, Magnoliopsida, Poales, Poaceae.